Molecule: messenger RNA, 1091 nt
Organism: Mesitornis unicolor (brown roatelo)
Lineage: Eukaryota; Metazoa; Chordata; Aves; Mesitornithiformes; Mesitornithidae
Gene: GOSR1
Product: golgi SNAP receptor complex member 1
Exons: 8
Biological process (GO): endoplasmic reticulum to Golgi vesicle-mediated transport; vesicle fusion
Cellular component (GO): SNARE complex; Golgi membrane; cis-Golgi network
Molecular function (GO): SNAP receptor activity
Source: RefSeq, a predicted model, not a curated record
GUUCCCCGCUCUCGGCCGCCCUGUGCAGAUCUCAGGAAGCAGGCGAGGCAGCUGGAGAACGAGCUGGACCUGAAGCUGGUCUCCUUCAGCAAGCUCUGCACCAGCUACAGCAGCACCCGAGACGGAAGACGCGACAGCUCUGAUACAACUCCUCUCUUAAAUGGAUCAAGCCAGGACAGAAUGUUUGAGACCAUGGCUGUGGAGAUUGAACAGCUUCUGGGAAAGCUUACUGGAAUAAAUGACAAAAUGGCAGAAUACACAAAUAGCGCAGGAGUCCCAUCCCUGAACGCUGCACUGAUGCAUACGUUACAGCGUCAUAGAGACAUAUUGCAGGAUUAUACACAUGAAUUCCACAAAACCAAAGCAAACUUUUUGGCAAUACGAGAAAGGGAGAAUCUGUUGGGAUCAGUACGAAAAGAUAUCGAAUCAUAUAAAAGUGGAUCUGGCGUGAAUAACAGAAGAACAGAGCUCUUCCUGAAGGAACACGAACACCUUCGAAACUCAGAUCGACUGAUAGAGGAAACAAUAAGCAUUGCCAUGGCAACUAAAGAAAAUAUGACUUCGCAGAGAGGGAUGUUGAAGUCAAUACAGAGCAAGAUGAAUACCUUGGCUAAUCGGUUUCCAGCAGUGAACAGCCUGAUUCAAAGGAUCAACCUUCGGAAACGACGAGAUUCUCUCAUCUUGGGUAGCAUCAUUGGCAUCUGCACCAUCUUACUGCUUCUAUACGCUUUUCAUUGAUGGAUGUUCCCCCACGGACUCUACUAAACUCAUCACCACCCAUCCUUUUGCCCCCCCCAGUCAAGGAAAAGUGAGUGGGGGGGAGCGACAGACUUGACACAGCCUGCGCGUUGCGGCUGGGAGUAUCAGCAUGAUGUCUAGAGCAUAAUUACGAUGGUAGACUGCGACACUGGGUUUGGGUUGAAGCUGCAGUGUUUCUCCUUCCCUGCCAUACAUCCUCCUUUGGUUUGUCUUUUAAUUCCCUUUCUCACUACAAGGUAGGUAAAUAUGGGAUGUGUCCCAGCACUGGGAAAAGAGUUUCUGUGCUCAGCAGCGCUGGAGAGGGGGGUCUAUUUUUGGCUGGUAAGUGGGAA